GCAAAGUUAAUUCAUAGAGUUAGCAACGGGCCAGCAACAGAGUGGAAUUCGUCGUCUUAGCAUCAGUUUUCGGAGCUCGCGAGAAAUUUGAAUGUGAAAUCGAACGACCAAAAUAAAUACACCGGUUUGCUUAAAAACAAGUGGAAUCGAGGAUAACAUGUCGAUCACGCUCAAAAGCGUUUGCAUAAGCGAUCCUGUGGAAAUGCGUUGCGGAGAGCUGCUUGCUCGCCACGACAUUCCAGUCGCCAUCAAAUACAAGAUGUCGAAGCAAGAGCUGAUAAAAGAACUUCAGAAUCACGAAGGGCUGAUCGUGCGAUCGGAAACGAAGGUGACCAACGAGGUGAUUUCCCGAUGUCCAAAGAUCCGUGUCAUCGGCCGAGCAGGUACUGGCGUCGACAACAUCGAUCUUCAGGCUGCCACGAGAAAGGGAGUCAUCGUGUUGAAUACUCCCGGUGCGAACAGCAUCAGCGCCUGCGAGCUGACGUGCACGUUGAUCUGCAGUUUGGCGCGAAACGUUCCUCAGGCAGUUCAGUCGCUGAAGGAAGGACGAUGGGACAGAGCACUGUACAUGGGUUUCGAGUUAUCGGGGAAAACACUGGCAAUAAUCGGAAUGGGACGCAUAGGUCGCGAAGUGGCUCGAAGGAUGCAGGCGUUUGGAAUGAAAGUGGUCGCCUUCGAUCCGUUGCUCACGCAGCAGGCCGCCGAGCAGAUUGGCGUUGCGAAACUCUCUCUGGACGAAAUAUGGUCAAUAGCCGACUACAUCACCGUGCACACGCCGCUUACUCCUGAGACGAAAAAUCUGAUCAACGCCAAGACGUUAGAGAAUUGUAAGCAGGGAGUGUACAUCAUAAACGUAGCCCGCGGUGGUAUCGUGAACGAGGAGGCAUUGCUGAAUGCGUUGGAGUCGGGUCGUUGCGCUGGCGCAGCUUUGGACGUGUUCAACGAAGAGCCACCGAAACACCCAAUCACUUUGGAGUUGAUUGCACAUCCCAAAGUCAUCGCUACUCCUCAUUUGGGAGCAAGCACCGAGGAAGCUCAGCAGCGGGUGGCCGAAGAGAUGGCCCAACAAUUUAUAGCGAUAUCCGGCAAAUCGACGAAAUACGCAGUUACUGGAAUCGUAAACGCACCGGUGUUACAAGCUGCAAUGUCAGGUGAAAAUGCAUCGUGGAUCGAACUGUCGAAGAAGCUGGGCGAAUUGAUUGGUCGAUUCUUAAAAGAAAAGCUGGACGUAACUGUACACAGUCAAAUAGUCGGCGGUGCCAGCAUGCGAGAAAAAUCGUUCGUUCACACGGCCGUUCUCGUUGGAAUUUUAUCAGGGCAAACAAAGAACGGUUUGAACAUGAUAAAUGCACAUAUACUGGCUAAGGAGAGAGGCAUCAAAAUGGAAGAAAGCUACGAGGAAUCAGCCGAUGUCGAAGCGAUCGUUGUCCAGACUGAUGAAGAUCACUUGAUCAAAGGAACCAUCCGUGACAACAAGUCGCUGUUACUUUCGCUUAAUGAUGCACACUUCACCAAUGGAAUUGCUCUAACGGACCACGUCUCCUUCUAUCAAACGAACAACGUCCAAGAUCUAGCACAAAUCGUGAGCGCCUUCUCUACGAAAGGCAUCAACAUUUGCAACGUGAGUGUCAAUGGAAGCUGGACGGUGAUUCAAACCGACAAAGAAGCUUCCGUGUGUGUUAACGGCAUCGAAUCCUUCUAAAAUUCAUCGUCGUUCAAAAUUAACAAUUACAAGAAAAAAAUCGCAGUAUUUCGAAACCUAGUACAACUUAAUUUCACACAAGUCGGUAACACGUCGUUCGACUCUAUUAUUUGUUGCUCGAAUAAAAAAAUUAUCGGAAGAAAGAAUAGACUGGAUUGUUUUCAUUAUAAAUCUCAUAUACGUAUACAUGUAUUGAAAACUAAAAAUAUACAAAAAGAUAUAUAUAUAUGUGUGUGUGUAUGUAGGUUGAGUGUGCAUACGUGCACGUGUGUAUAUUACGUUACAUGUAUACGCACUAGUAUUUUUUAUAUUGUAAUUGUUUAUUAAUAAAAUAUUAUCACAAAAUAA
Frieseomelitta varia is the source of this 2050-nucleotide messenger RNA. RefSeq names its product hydroxypyruvate reductase. Gene Ontology annotation, molecular function: NAD binding; phosphoglycerate dehydrogenase activity. The record is from RefSeq and is a predicted model, not a curated record. The transcript is spliced from 7 exons. Gene Ontology annotation, biological process: L-serine biosynthetic process. Bases 158 to 1702 code for a protein of 514 amino acids. Lineage: Eukaryota; Metazoa; Arthropoda; Insecta; Hymenoptera; Apidae.